Messenger RNA from Penaeus vannamei (Pacific white shrimp), 6222 nucleotides. Its product is annotated as xanthine dehydrogenase/oxidase. Gene Ontology annotation, molecular function: molybdenum ion binding; FAD binding; 2 iron, 2 sulfur cluster binding. Lineage: Eukaryota; Metazoa; Arthropoda; Malacostraca; Decapoda; Penaeidae. The record is from RefSeq and is a predicted model, not a curated record.
ACGUGAUCGAGGAAGGUUGUGUCGCGCCUCUCUCCGGGUGAUUCACUCUCACACGAGAUCUUGCGUUGCGUUAAUCCUCUCCCUUCCUGACACGAUGCCUGCGAACGCGGAGGCGAGCAGUACUCUGGUGUUCUUCGUGAACGGGAAGAAGGUUGAAGAUCCUGACGUCGACCCAGAAGUGACUCUUCUGACUUAUCUGCGCAACAAAUUACGUCUUUGCGGAACGAAGCUCGGCUGCGGCGAAGGAGGAUGCGGAGCCUGCACGGUGAUGCUCUCCAGAUACGACCGGCGGCGGGAGCGAGUCGUCCACUACUCGGUCAACGCGUGCCUGGCCCCCGUGGCGGCGGUGCACGGGAUGGCGGUGACGACGGUGGAGGGCAUCGGGUCGACGCAGACGCGCCUCCACGCGGUGCAGGAGCGGAUCGCCCGCGCCCACGGCUCCCAGUGCGGCUUCUGCACGCCCGGCAUCGUCAUGUCCAUGUACACGCUGCUCAGGAACCACCCGAAGCCGUCCAUGGAACAGCUCGACGAGUACUUCACAGGGAACCUCUGCCGGUGCACAGGAUACCGCCCCAUCAUGGAGGGGUUCAGAGGCCUCACCACCGACGCCCCUGCAGGAGGCGGAUGCGGCAGGAAGGACUGCUGUAAAUUAAAGGCAAAAGCAGCUCAUUCGGCGAGGGAACUAACCCGCUGUCCAAUCCCAGAUGCCUCCGAGACGAACGGCCACCUCGUCGAAACGGAUCCCAAGAUGCAGAACGGAGAGACGGAAGGUCAGAUUGGGGAAGUGAGUGACGUCACGCACGUUCUCUAUGACGCAGAGGAUUUUCAACCUUACGAUCCUACCCAGGAGCUUAUUUUCCCCCCAGAGCUUAAGGUGCAAACCGAGUGGGAGACCCAAUACGUUGAAUUUCGCGGGCCCCGUGUCACGUUCCACAGGCCUAAUACACUUUCGCAACUCUUGAAGCUGAAGACUGAGCACCCCCAAGCGCGGAUUAUUGUUGGCAACACUGAAGUCGGUGUCGAAGUGAAAUUCAAGAACCAGACUUAUCCAGUGCUCAUCAACCCAACCAACAUCCCAGAACUGACAGCCGUAACAGUGACAGAGACAGGAGUGACAUUUGGUUCCUCAGUCACUCUCACGACGAUCGAGGACACGCUGAGACACCAGGUCAACACGCUACCAGAGUAUCGAACGCGGGUCUUCGCUGCCAUCUUGGAAAUGCUCCGCUGGUUCGCCGGGAAGCAGAUCAGGAACGCAGCGGCCAUAGGAGGUAACAUCAUGACGUCAUCACCAAUCAGUGACCUCAACCCCCUCCUAAUGGCUGCGGGAGCGGUCCUCACAGUGAGAAGCGCAAAGGGCGGGAUGCGAGAGAUCGUGAUGGACGAGCACUUCUUCACGGGAUACAGAAGGAAUGUGGUUCGACCUGAAGAAAUCCUUGAGGCUGUUCAUAUUCCAUACACGCGCGAGAACGAGUACUUCCUGGGCUACAAGCAGGCCCGGCGGCGCGACGACGACAUCGCCAUCGUGAACGCGGGGAUGCGCGUCGCCUUCCGCCCGGACUCCAUCGCCGUCGAGCAGCUCCGCCUGGCCUUCGGCGGGAUGGCGCCCACCACGGUCAUGGCGCCCGCGACCAUGGAGAAUCUACAAGGACGUGACUGGGAUUCCUCUCUCCUGGAGGCAGCGACCACCCACCUCCUGAAGGACCUCCCACUCGCUCCUUCGGCUCCUGGGGGCAUGGUGGAGUACCGUCGGGCGCUCACUAUAAGUUUCUUCUUCAAGUUCUACCUGAGUGUUCGCGGACGGCUCAGCGAGAAGCUUCCGUCACUGGUGGAGCCUUUGACAGAAGACGAGCGGAGGGUGACCUUGGUGCAUCAACACACGACUCCUAAGAGCACACAACUCUUCCAGACGGUCUCGCCAGGUCAGGAUAGGUUCGACCCCAUAGGCAGGCCGAUGACCCACGCCGCUGCCUUCAAGCAGGCCGCCGGAGAGGCCGUGUACGUGGACGACAUGCCGCACUUCCAGAACGAACUGUACGCGGCGGUGGUCCUCUCAACCAAAGCCCACGCCAGGAUCCUCAGCAUUGACGAGUCCGAAGCCCUGAAGGUCGAGGGCGUUGUGAGGUUCUUCUGCGCGAGGGACAUCCCGGACGAGAGAAACAAGACAGGUUGUAUUUUACCGGACGAGGAGAUUUUUGCGUCAGAGAAAGUUACCUGCGUGGGUCAGGUGAUAGGGCUGGUUGUGGGGAAGGACCAGGCCACGGCGCAGAGAGCAGCCAAACUGGUGAAGGUCCAGUAUCAGGAGCUGUCGCCGAAAAUCAUAACGAUCCAGGACGCCAUCCGAGAGAAGUCGUGGUGGGGCCCUUGGAACAUCAAGAAGGGUGACGUCGAGGCAGCCCUGGCGUCGUCCUCCAACGUCCUCGAGGGCGAGCUGCACAUGGGCGGCCAGGAGCACUUCUACCUCGAGACCAACGCCCACCUCGCCGUGCCCAAGCUCGAGGACGGGGAGAUGGAGCUGUUCACGUCUUCCCAGAACCCGACGAGGACGCAGGAGCAGGUGGCGGCGGCGCUGGGCGUGCCCUUCAACCGCGUGGUGUGCCGCGUCAAGAGGAUGGGCGGAGGCUUCGGCGGGAAGGAGUCCAGGACGACCGUGGCGUCCCUGCCCGUCUGCGUGGCGGCGGCGGCCCUCCAGCGCCCCGUACGCAUGAUGCUGGACAGAGACGAGGACAUGCUCAUGACCGGCAACCGACAUCCGUUCUUGGGCCGCUGGAAGGUCGGAUUCACGAACGAGGGCGUCUUCACGGCCAUGGAGAUGGACUUGUACGCGAACGGCGGCAAUUCGUACGAUCUCUCCGGUUCGGUCGUGCACAGAGCGAUGUUCAGUAUGGAUAAUGCUUACAAAUGUGAGAACAGACGCGUGACGGGUUAUGCCUGCAAGACCAACCUUUCGUCCAACACGGCUUUUCGAGGCUUCGGAGGCCCCCAGGGGAUGCUCUUCGCCGAGGACAUCGUGUCGAGGGUGGCGCAUUAUCUCCGGAUGGAUCCAUAUGAGGUGCGAGCAAAGAACCUCUACACUACCGGGGACUCGACUCACUUCGACCAACUGCUGGAGAAGUGCAACGUCAGGAGGUGCUGGGAGGAGGUCACCCACCAAGCCGAUUACCACAAGCGGAAGGAGGCGGUGGACUUGUUUAACGCAAACAACAAGUACAGAAAGCGGGGCAUAGCCGUCCUGCCUACUAAAUUCGGCAUCGCGUACACCGCCGUGUUUCUCAACCAGGCCGGGGCGCUCGUCCUGGUGUACACUGACGGCUCUGUCCUCCUCUCCCACGGGGGCACCGAGAUGGGCCAGGGACUCCACACCAAGAUGAUUCAGGUGGCUGCCAGAACCCUCAAGAUCCCAGCCUCCAGGAUCUUCAUCGCCGAGACGAGCACAGACAAGGUCCCCAACACGUCUCCCACGGCUGCGUCUGCGUCGUCAGAUCUCAACGGAAUGGCGGUUUUGAACGCUUGCAACACGAUCAUGCAGCGGCUGGAACCCUACAUGGCAAGCAACCCCAAAGGAAGCUGGGAUGACUGGGUAAAAGCGGCCUACUUCGACCGGGUGUCUCUGUCGGCCACGGGAUUCUAUAAAACCCCUGACAUUUCCGGGUACGAUUUCGAGAAGGGGGAAGGACGGCCGUUCAAUUACUUCAGUUACGGAGCGUCUGUCUCUGAGGUCGAGAUAGACUGUCUCACGGGUGAUCACUCGGUCCUCCGCACAGACAUCGUGAUGGACGUCGGCGACUCGCUCAACCCCGCCAUCGACAUCGGGCAGGUGGAGGGCGCCUUCGCUCAGGGCCUCGGACUCUUCACCCUAGAGGAACUCCGGUUCUCCCCCGAGGGCGUGCUGCUCACCCGUGGCCCCGGCGCCUACAAGAUUCCAGGUUUCCAAGAUAUUCCGCGAGAAUUCAACGUGUCCCUACUCCGCGGGGCGCCCAACCCGAGAGCUGUCUUCUCGUCCAAGGCUGUCGGAGAACCCCCUCUGUUCCUCGCGGCUUCGGUGCUCUUCGCCCUCAAGGAAGCCGUGGCCGCCGCUCGAGCCGACCAAGGCCUCGACCCCGUGUUCCGCUUCGACUCCCCGGCCACGGCUGAGAAGAUCCGAAUGGCCUGCCAGGACUUCCUUACGCAGAAGAUUGAGUCGGCUGCCCCGGGUACAUUCAAGCCAUGGUCGGUGACGGUGUAGAAGCGACCACCUCCUCGCCCCCUCUUCGCCCCCUCCCCCCGCUUGUUAAUGCUCAACAUUUUUACCAUUAUCACGAAGAGAAUAGAAAAAUGGUGAUAUUUUUUACACUUUACCUGAAAUGCUGUUACGAAUAAAUAUGAAGUUUUAUUUUGUUCUUUAUCGUUGUUGUUUUAGGUGGGCAAGUUCGCCUCGUGAAUGGGUAGUAAUAUGGGUUUAAUUAUUUCGCUGCUUUUUCUCCUGCCUUUCCUCUUCCACCGUUUCAUCGCUUCCGUAUCCUCCUCAGUCUCCUCAUCCUCAAUUUCGCCGUUUUCUCCUCUUCGCUGUUUCGCUUUCUCUUAUUCCUUCUCUUCUUGUUGCCAGACCUCUGUCCUACUCCAGUCCUCUUCCCCCUUCUCGCAUUCUUUUCCUCUACCUUUUUACUCUAACUCCCCUUCCCCCUCCUGUGACAAUCCUCUAAUUUCCCCUCUCCUAUUUUUCUUUUUUUCCUUCUUCGUCUUCUUGUCCUUGUUCUUGUUUUUGUUUUUGUUCAUCUUUUUCUUCCUCUUCUCCUUCUUUCUCCUUUCUUUUUUCUUUCUCUUUCUCCUAUCCCUUUUUUCAUCUCAGUGACCUUGUUAUUUAGGUGUCACGUGAUCUUUUUUUCAUCUAGAUUCUGAUAUAGAUUAACAUUCAUUAUGGUCCUUUCAUUUUAAUUUUCUUUUUUUUCCGUCAUAUUAAAAAAUAAUCAGUGAAGAUUAACAUUGCGUAAGUAUAUACUAUAUUUUUAAUACAUCUUAUAGAUAUUGUCUAUUCUCUGAUCCUUAUGUUGGCUAAGAACAAAAAAGCAACAACAACAACAAAACAAGCAAAUGAAAAACAAAUGUGAUUGGUUUAUGGUUAAAUACACCAGAAGUGAAACUUAUCAUGUUUAUAUUUGGAAUUGUAAAUAAUAUAUUUCUAUUCACGAUUCUUCUUAUAUAGUUUACAGAGAUGUGUUCCUGUAAAAUCUUUCGUUAUUUCUCUUUCUUUUUGGUCCGUUUUCUUUAUAGUCUCCCAAUUUUUCCGUUUUAUUUAGUUUUUCGUUAUUUCGUCAUUUCAUUAUUCUCUUCUUCCAUCGUCUUUUCUUCAUCUACUGCUUCAUCUCUUUUGCCACCAAUAUUAUCUUUUAUUUUGUUUUUCUCCAUUUGGUUUCGUUUUUUUCUGUGUUCUUUCCAUCUUCGGUGUUUUUCUUUCAUUUUAGUUUCUUGUCCAUCAUUUCUUUUUCUGUUGCUUUAUCUGUCUAUACCAUCUGUCUUUUUUGUUUUUCUUUUUGUUUCAUUUUCUUUAUACUCUUCAUUCCCCUUUCGUUUUUUUAUUAUCUGUCUUCCUUUUCCUCUUCCGCUGCUUCAUCUCUAUCCUACCAUCCCAACUUCCGGUCAUGUGCCAAUAUGUCUUUUGAUUCAGUAAAGAUUAAGUAUUAGAAUUACAGAUUUUAUUGGCAUAAUAUUAGUUAAAAGUCACAGACUAUGAAGUGUUUUUAUUUAGUUUUAAUCGUAUGAAUUUGAAUCCUUUAUUUGGAUUUUUGGAUAACAAAAUUAGUGGGUGAUAUAUGAUAUUUUUUAACUCAUUGUUAAUGUUGUUAACAUAACUAUUUAUUUCCUUCUAAAAUAAAUAUUUGUAGGUUUCUCUCUUAUAAAAAAGUUCAAAAUCAAAAGAGGCAAUGGAAACUAUCAAGAAGUUACUAACUUUCAAAAUGAAUAUAUGUAUUUUGUCUAUAGGUCUUUGUUUCGUGUACAGUCCCAUACACAUUUUACUGGGGUAGUUUAACUCAAACAAUCUUACAAAUGUUUGUAAACUUUCUCAUAUGGAAACACUAACGAGUAUGUAGCUACCUAAUUAUAUAAAUAUAUUUUGGUAUGUCUAUUUUGGUAAUAUUAAUAUUUGUAUUUGACUCUUUUUUGUGCCUUCUUUCAUGGUCAAAUGUGUAUGCUGGUUUGCGUCCACACUAAUUAAUAUGGGUAUAAAUAAAGAUGAUUAUAUUU